Messenger RNA from Caenorhabditis briggsae, 861 nucleotides. Gene Ontology annotation, molecular function: protein binding. Gene Ontology annotation, biological process: embryo development. NCBI's taxonomy places the organism in Eukaryota, Metazoa, Nematoda, Chromadorea, Rhabditida, Rhabditidae. The transcript is spliced from 4 exons. The record is from RefSeq and is a predicted model, not a curated record. Bases 1 to 861 code for a protein of 286 amino acids.
AUGGGUGUUAAACUUUUGUCCCUGCCUCGUGUGGUAUUCGCACAGGUUUUGAGAGAAAUGCAAUUGUUCGAAGUAUUCGAACUGUCCCAAGUCUCCAAAAACAUGUAUACCCGAAUAAAACGAGUCAGACGAAAACUAAAACCAAUCACAGUAAGCCAUGGAUACUCGAGAAGUGAAAUCAGUGCCACCGAGUCCCCCGGAUGCAAUUUUGAUUUGAAUUUUCGCUUCGAGCAACGAAUGGAUUCAGUUGUGAUUCGAAAAUUAAACAUUCGAGAUCUCAAAAUCGAAGUCAGCGAAAAAAUCGAAACACGAAAAACAUUUUUGUGUUUUGAGGAUCAAUUCCUGACUGUAAUGAUUCCAUUAUUGAAGCAUUUGAUGGAUUUAUUCAAUAUGAAAUACACCACACUUCUCGUUAAUUAUGACAGAAUAUCAGAGGAUUUUUUCCAUCCAACAGCCCGUACCAUUCCACGCAUACUAAUUGAAUUCGCCUAUUCCGUUUGCCCAGUUUUCGUGAUGAACCAGGAAAUGAUCACCAUCCUCCACCAUGAUUAUGAAGUCGAAAGUUUGAAUUGGCUGCUGAAAUUCUGGUUAUCCGAGAGGAAUACAAAAUUCCAAAAGCUGACUUUGGGAUGUUUUUGGACACCUCCAAAUUUUAAUGUUUUAUUAAAAGGUGUGAAAUAUAUGGAAUGGGAUGAGAAGAGGAGACCCAGAUAUUAUGAAUACCAAGAAACAUAUUUCCCAAUAAAGAUCGAUUGUAAGGAUGGGUUUGAUUUGAGAAGAGAUGACGGAGUUCUAGCGACAAUUGCUCAUGAUAAAGAAAGAAAAAUGCUACAUUUUAUUGUUUGGAACCAAAGACAGUGA